This is a messenger RNA of Anguilla rostrata (American eel), 2439 nucleotides long. RefSeq names its product NACHT, LRR and PYD domains-containing protein 12-like. Gene Ontology annotation, molecular function: protein binding. Gene Ontology annotation, biological process: intracellular signal transduction. The transcript has 7 exons. The record is from RefSeq and is a predicted model, not a curated record. Lineage: Eukaryota; Metazoa; Chordata; Actinopteri; Anguilliformes; Anguillidae. The coding region runs from base 124 to 2439 and encodes 771 amino acids.
ACUGUCUCUGUGCAGAAGUUCAUUUUGGACUGGGCUGAAGGAAAAGCCAAUCAGGAUGUUGAUUUCAUCUUCAAUCUUCCUUUUCGAGAUCUGAAUUUGAAGAAGGAAAAAGAAUUCAGUCUGAUGGAACUUCUUCAGCAUCACUUUUCACGGCUGAAAGAGAUGAAAAAUAUUGACGGUGAUGAAGUCAAAACUGUAUUUAUCUUUGAUGGUCUGGAUGAGUGUCGACUUCCUCUAGAUUUCGAAAGCAAUGAGGACUACAGUGAUAUAACAGAGCCAUUAUCAGUGGAUGUGCUGCUGACCAACCUCAUUAAGGGGAAUCUGUUUCCCUCUGCUCUCCUCUGGAUCACCUCCCAACCAGCAGCAGCCAAUCAGAUCCCUCCUGAGUACAUCCACCGAGUGACAGAGGUACAAGGGUUCAAUGACCCACAGAAGGAGGCGUACUUCAGGAAGAGAAUCAGAGAUCAGAACCUGGCCAGCAGAAUUAUCUCACACAUAAAGUCAUCCAGGAGUCUCUACAUCAUGUGUCACAUACCAGUCUUAUGCUGGAUUUCUGCUAGUGUUCUGAAGACAAUUUUGGGUAAAGCAGAAAAUGGAGAUCUGCCCAAAACUCUGACUGAAUUGUACACACACUUCCUGCUCAUUCAGACAAAUGUGAAGAAUCGGAAGUAUCAUGGUACCAAUGAGAUGAACCCAAAGAAGAUGUCAGCAUCAGAUACAGAAAUCAUCCUGAAACUGGGGCAGCUGGCUUUUCUACAGCUGGAAAAGGGCAAUCUGAUAUUCUAUGAAGAAGACCUCAGAGAGAGUGGCAUUGAUGUCAGUAAAGCUUCAGCUUACCCUGAGUUGUGCACACAGAUCUUUAAAGAGGAGUGUGGGUUGUAUCAGGAGAAGGUCUACUGCUUUGUGCAUCUGAGCAUUCAGGAGUAUCUGGCUGCCUUGUUUGUGUUUCAUUCAUGUGUAAAUGAGAACAGAAAUGUACUCAGAGCAGAAGAAUCAAAAUCUCACAGUGACAGAGUGCAGCUGUCUGAGUUACACAAGAGAGCAGUGGAUCAAGCCUUAAAGAGUAAGAAUGGACACCUGGACCUUUUCCUCCGAUUCCUUCUUGGCCUCUCUCUGGAGUCCAUUCAGUCGCUCUUAGGAAGAAUAUUGACAGAGACAGGAAGCAGAUCAGAGAGCAUUGAAAAAACAAUCCAGUACAUUAAGAUGAUGAUCAGACAUGAAUAUCAAACAGAGAGGAUCAUCAAUCUGUUCCACUGUCUCAAUGAACUGAAUGACAACUCUCUAGUAGAGGAAAUCCAGAAUUCCCUGAGAUCAGGAAAACUUUCUGAUAAAGAGCUGGAACCAGGCCAGUGUUCAGCUCUGGUAUUUGUGUUACUGAUGUCAGAGGAGAUCCUGGUUGAGUUUGACUUGAAGACCUACAACACAGCAGCAGGAGGUCAUCAGAGACUGCUACCAGUAGUCAGGAUUUGCAGGAAGGCCAUACUGAACAGCUGUGACCUCACAGAGAAGGUCUGUGAUAUUGUGGCCUCAGCAUUCCAAUCAAACUCACCACUGAAAGAUCUGGACAUCAGCUACAAUAACCUGGGGGAUUCAGGAGUGGAGCUGCUCUGUGCUGGACUGAAGAGUCCAAAAUGUAAACUACAGAGACUGGGACUGAACUACUGUGAACUCACACAGAAGUGCUGUGAUAUUGUGGCCUCAGCUCUCCAGUCAUCAAACUCACCCCUGAGAGAUCUGGACCUCAGCUACAAUAACCUGGGAGAUUCAGGAGUGGAGCUGCUCUGUGCUGGACUGAUGAGUCCAAACUGUGAACUACAAAGUCUGGGACUGAACAGCUGUGACCUCACAGCGAAGUCAUGCGAUAUUGUGGCCUCAGCUCUCCAGUCAUCAAACUCAACCCUGACAGAUCUGGACCUCAGCUACAAUAACCUGGGAGAUUCAGGAGUGGAGCUGCUGUGUGCUGGACUGAUGAGUCCAAACUGUAAACUACGGAGACUGGGACUGAACAGCUGUGACCUCACAGAGAAGUCCUGUGAUAUUGUGGCCUCAGCUCUCCAGUCAUCAGACUCACCCCUGAGAGAUCUGGACCUCAGCUACAAUAACCUGGGAGAUUCAGGAGUGGAGCUGCUCUGUGCUGGACUGAAGAGUCCAAACUGUAAACUGCAGAGACUGGGACUGAACUACUGUGAACUCACACAGAAGUGCUGUGAUAUUGUGGCCUCAGCUCUCCAGUCAUCAAACUCACCCCUGAGAGAUCUGGACCUCAGCUACAAUAACCUGGGAGAUUCAGGAGUGGAGCUGCUCUGUGCUGGACUGAUGAGUCCAAACUGUGAACUACAAAGUCUGGGGUCUGAGUGCGGAGUGGAGGUGCUGAAACACAGCCCUGUCCCUCCGGUGCUGUCCAUGGUGCAGCAGGCUGGGCCGGUGAGACACAGGUGA